ACGCUUCUCCCUUCCCAUCUUUUCCUUUCCCCUCCUCCCUCCUCGGCUCGUCUCUGUUCCCCUUUCCCUCCUGCGCACCCCGUCUUCUCCUCCCCGCGUCAAACCCCAGCACAAAAAGCAACCGCCCGCCGCCUCCUCGCUCCUCUCCCGAAUCAGCCGUCGAGGUGCCUAAUCCGGCCGAUCCCCCCUCCGAUCCGCGGGUGCCCGCCGCAGAGGCGGCGCCUCCGGGCCUCCCCCGAUGUAUAGCAACUUCAAGGAGCAGGCGAUCGAGUACGUCAAGCAGGCGGUCCAGGAGGACAAUGCCGGCAACUACGUCAAGGCGUUCCCUCUCUACAUGAACGCGCUCGAGUACUUCAAAACCCACCUCAAGUACGAGAAGAACCCCAAGAUCAAGGAGGCCAUCACCGCCAAGUUCACCGAGUACCUCCGCCGCGCCGAGGAGAUCCGGGCGGUCCUCGAUGAGGGCGGCGCAGGGCCUGGGGCCAACGGUGGCGACGCAGCUGUCGCCACGCGCCCCAAGACCAAGGGCAAGGACGGGGACGGAGGCAACGGAGGGGAUGACUCCGAGCAGUCCAAGCUGAGGGCGGGGCUCAACUCCGCCAUCAUCACCGAGAAGCCCAACAUUAAGUGGAACGACGUUGCCGGCCUCGAGAGCGCCAAGCAGGCACUGCAGGAGGCCGUUAUAUUGCCCGUCAAGUUCCCGCAGUUCUUCACGGGCAAGCGGAGGCCUUGGAGGGCGUUUCUUUUGUAUGGCCCCCCAGGAACAGGAAAGUCUUAUUUGGCAAAAGCUGUUGCAACCGAGGCUGAUUCAACGUUUUUCAGUAUAUCUUCUUCAGAUCUGGUUUCAAAGUGGAUGGGUGAAAGUGAGAAAUUAGUUGCAAAUCUGUUCCAAAUGGCUCGGGAAAAUGCCCCUUCCAUUAUCUUCAUUGAUGAAAUUGAUUCUUUAUGCGGUCAACGUGGAGAAGGCAAUGAAAGUGAAGCAUCUAGGAGAAUUAAGACUGAACUUCUUGUGCAAAUGCAGGGUGUUGGUCACAAUGAUGAUAAAGUUCUUGUUCUUGCUGCCACGAAUACGCCAUAUGCUCUGGACCAGGCUGUGCGGCGAAGAUUUGACAAGCGUAUCUACAUUCCGCUACCUGACUUGAAAGCAAGGCAACACAUGUUUAAGGUCCAUCUCGGGGAUACACCACACAGUUUAACUGAAAGUGAUUUCGAGAGCUUGGCCCGUCGGACAGACGGGUUUUCUGGUUCUGACGUUGCUGUCUGUGUUAAGGACGUGUUAUUUGAACCCGUGCGCAAAACGCAGGACGCCAUGUUCUUCUUCAAGGCGGACGGUGACAUGUGGAUGCCAUGUGGACCGAAGCAACCGGGCGCCGUGCAGACCACCAUGCAGGAGCUUGCAUCCAAAGGCCUCGCUGCGAAGGGCCAUUUUAUUAGAGAGGGUAUAUUCUGGAGGUGAUCUAAUUCUCUCGGGCGUUCUAUUUGAGGUAUUUACCUCCGCUAGAAUCUGCACAUCUCAGUAAUGGUUCAAAUUUUUUACGGUUUCCAUAUUAUAUCUACCACAAACUUCAGCAGUUCUGAAUGAUCUGCACGUUCUGUAUUUUUGAUUAGUUGCUUAGUAUAGUAACUACUCAGUAUAGCCAUCAUCUAUUUACUUAGUAUAUUAACUACUCAUGGUUACCAGCUAGAAAAAGCGAGCAAUGCAGGUAGGUUGCUGUGGUGGUAAUAAUAGCGACGUCUGGGUGUUGGUUCCUGACUGGUUUGGCUGGAUUCAUCGGUGCACGUGAUGGUGCUGCAGUUGCAGUACACAGAUGAGAUUGGGCUCUGGCUCAGCUAUGCACGCGUCGUGUGUCAGCUAGAAAACGACGGGACUCAUCGAUCGAUCGUCCAUCCAUGUCCACCAUGGGUGUUACUGACAUGUACUCUCCGACUCCGUUGCACAACGAACUGAUGAUCGAAAGGAGAAGAACUGAUGAUCGAAAGGAGAAGACGUAUACUACUACUCGUACGGUCUACACUAGACAGAAGCGUACGUGUCCGGCGUCGUCUUGCCUGCUCAAGUUUCUUUGGACGGACAUGCAUGCAUUUUGUCAGACCAACUGUGCGUAGAUAAGGUUAGGUCAUCCUUAUCAUCUCUCUCUCACACCAAGUUCAUGCCGUCUGCCGGCGCGCGCUUUAAUCGUGCCUAAUGCAUGCCUACGAGUAUAAAUACUAUAUACCGAGUAUUAUGUAUACAAAGAACUACUGUAACUUUAAUUGUAGCUAUCUCC
Messenger RNA from Zea mays, 2267 nucleotides. RefSeq names its product vacuolar sorting protein 4b. NCBI's taxonomy places the organism in Eukaryota, Viridiplantae, Streptophyta, Magnoliopsida, Poales, Poaceae. Gene Ontology annotation, biological process: endosomal transport; vacuole organization. The record is from RefSeq and is a predicted model, not a curated record. The transcript is spliced from 8 exons. Gene Ontology annotation, molecular function: ATP binding; ATP hydrolysis activity. The coding region runs from base 239 to 1456 and encodes 405 amino acids.